Messenger RNA from Ascochyta rabiei, 1374 nucleotides. RefSeq lists its product as uncharacterized. Bases 1 to 1374 code for a protein of 457 amino acids. Gene Ontology annotation, biological process: carbohydrate metabolic process. The transcript is spliced from 3 exons. Gene Ontology annotation, molecular function: hydrolase activity, hydrolyzing O-glycosyl compounds. The record is from RefSeq and is a predicted model, not a curated record. Lineage: Eukaryota; Fungi; Ascomycota; Dothideomycetes; Pleosporales; Didymellaceae.
AUGGCUUCCUUUGGCAACGAGAAGUACUCAGGCGAGGCUGACGCCGACCGCAUUGAACCUCACAACCCCUUCGCUACACCAGGAGCGCAAACACCAAACACACUCACUCCCCGUGGCUCUCACCAGAACUCGAGGUCAGUCAGCAGAGAUGGCUCCAGUUCUGCCUACCGCAGUGCAAACACCCCGACCUACUUCCGUUCUCGACGAGUGAAGAAGGGCGAGGUCGAGAAGCCCUGGCUCGACAGGAAAGACCCAAGGGAGAAGUGGGUCACCAUCAUCCCCAUUGCCGGUCUUGUCCUCGGUCUCAUCAUCACUUGCAUCCUCAUCUGGGAUGGUGUUCGAAGUGUAGCCGUCCACAAGUACUGCCCAGUCUACACCGACGACUUCUCCUCGUGGAACGAGAACGUCUGGACGAAAGAGGUCGAAGUUGGUGGCUACGGCAAUGGUCAGUUCGAUGAGACGACCAACACCGAAGAGAACGUCUUCAUCAAGGACGGCGUCCUCGUCAUCAAGCCCACCCUGCAGGACGAUAGCUUGAUCAACAACGACAACGUCAUUGACCUCCGUGGCAACGGCUGCACUGGCCCCAAGUGGACCGACUGUGUUGCGGUCACCAACACCACCAACGGCACAAUUGUCAACCCUGUCAAGUCUGGACGCAUCAACACCAAGCUUGGUGCUUCCAUCAAGUACGGUCGCAUCGAAGUAGAGGCCAAGCUCCCUGCUGGCGACUGGCUGUGGCCCGCUAUCUGGAUGUUGCCCAAGGACAACGUCUAUGGCGAGUGGCCCCGCUCUGGUGAGAUUGACAUCAUGGAGUCUCGCGGAAACAACUACACGUACUCCCAGGGUGGAAACAACAUUGCUUCCAGCACCCUUCACUUUGGUCCCGACACAGCCAACGAUGGCUGGUGGCGUAACAACGUCAAGCGCAAGGCUCUGCACACCACGUACGCCGCUGGCUACAACAUCUUUGGUGUCGAGUGGUCCGAGAAGUACAUCUUCACCUACAUCAACACACGUCUUCUGCAGGUCAUGUACACGCACUUUGACGAGCCCUUCUUUGAGUAUGGUCGCUUCCCCCUGGCCGACAGCAACGGCACGCGUCUUGACAACCCUUGGGCGGCCACUGGCAGCAACACGUCGCCCUUCGAUCAGGACUUCUACCUCAUCAUCAACGUCGCUGUCGGUGGAACCAACGGCUGGUUCGAGGAUGGCAAGUCAGCCAAGCCAUGGCUCGACGGCUCCAGUACGGCCAAGAAGGACUUCUGGCAGGCCAAGGACCAGUGGUACCCUACGUGGGAGAAGAAUGGCCAGAUGGAGGUUAAGAGUGUGAAGAUGUGGCAGCAGUCUGGUUACAACGGUUGCAACGCGUAG